AUGUCGAAACGGACAAGCAGCGUAGCCACCAAUGGCAAGGCAGCCAAAGAUGCUGCUGAUAGCUUCGCCGAGCCUGCCCACGACAAGCAGAAUCUCCUUCUCGCGGCCGACCCCGGUCACUUUUCUUUGAUCCGCGCCCUCCACCUCGCCGACGCAAUUACCCUCUGUAAUGGAGCUUGUGGUGUCAUGUCAAUUUUUACCUCUCUGCGCUACUGUCUUGGCGAUCCCUCGUCCACUAGCACGCUGUACCUCGCCCUCUCCUUCCUACCAUUUGGCCUCUUCUUCGACUUCAUGGACGGUAAAGUUGCACGUUGGAGAAAGAAGAGUGGUAUGAUGGGCCAAGAGCUUGAUUCUCUGGCUGACCUGAUCUCUUUCGGCGUCGCUCCUGCUUCUGUGGCCUUCGCCCUUGGUUUGCGCACACCCAUCGACCACCUCUGCCUGACCUUCUUUGUCCUCUGCGGCCUCACGCGUCUCGCUCGUUUCAACGUAACUGUCGCCGCUCUUCCCAAGGAUGCAACUGGAAAAAGCAAAUACUUCGAAGGCACUCCCAUCCCUACCAGUCUUGGCCUUGACGCUGUGAUGGCGUACUUGGUAUCUCAGCGUUGGAUUCUUCAGGACCUUCCUCUCGGAACGUGGCUGUCGGGAACUGCACUGGAAUUCCACCCCAUUGCUCUUGUGUUCGUGGUUCACGGAUGCCUUAUGACCAGCAAGAGCAUUCAUAUUCCCAAGCCUUAG
This is a messenger RNA of Colletotrichum costaricense, 735 nucleotides long. RefSeq names its product CDP-diacylglycerol-serine O-phosphatidyltransferase. Bases 1 to 735 code for a protein of 244 amino acids. The transcript has 4 exons. Gene Ontology annotation, molecular function: phosphotransferase activity, for other substituted phosphate groups. Gene Ontology annotation, biological process: phospholipid biosynthetic process. Gene Ontology annotation, cellular component: membrane. The record is from RefSeq and is a predicted model, not a curated record. Lineage: Eukaryota; Fungi; Ascomycota; Sordariomycetes; Glomerellales; Glomerellaceae.